AUGAAAGCUUCAUUGAAAUUUCGGGAAGAGAAGCAGCCAGUGUUGAGGGCCAAAAUACCUCUAAGCAUUUUGGGCUUGCCAUUUCAAUCAGGCAUCGUCGCCGGCGAACCCAAGGAGCUCACUUUAAAUCUUUCUACGUUCUUUGAAUCUGGGCCGUCCAUCAAGAUCGCUUACCGUCCUACUGACACGUGGAACCCUUUCUCUCUUAUCGUCAAGACUGGCACCGGCCCCUUCGGUUCUCCCAUGUCCACCUCUUUGCUUAUGAGUGCUGAGUUCAACCUUCUUGGCCGUGGAAACCCUAGCUUUAUGCUUCACCUCAAGCCUCAGUUCGGGGAUUUCUCCAUCAAGAAGUCCCAGUCUUCCGCUUUCGAUAAAGUCGUCAAGAUGACGAAUGACGCCGUUGCGGAUGUCGAUUCGUCGGCUAGUGGCGAUUUCGCGGGUUUCUUCACCGAGAAGGGGAAACUUGGGACUUUGAUCUCGGGAGAUAUUGCGAGGAUUCUGUCUGGAAUGGAGGUAGCGGCGAGGACGGCUGUGCCAGUGAAGGGAAAGGCAAUGUUGAAAUUCCGAUGGGGAAUGAGGAUUCCAUCGGAGAUGAAGAGUGGCGUCGGCGGGGCUGGGAUUCCGUUUUUGGUGAUGGAUAAGAUCGGGAUCGAGCAGGUGGAAGGUGUUGAUUCGAAGCAGGCUAUAACCACAGCCAGCAAGGCGAGUCCAGGGGUAAGCACGAAUGUGGACAUUGCAGAGUCAAUUUUUAUGGUAAAGCGGCAGUUGGAAGCUCUGCAUUCUGAGAAUGCGUUACUGAAGAGAGCUGUGGAUGAUCUGAGACGAGAAAUCUCCAGCGGAAAUUUUGGGGAUUUGAAUUCUGUGAAAUACAGAGAAAUUGAAAGAAAUGGGAAAACGGAGAGAAGGAUGAAUGAGAAGAAUUCCAUGGAAGAGGAGCUGAAGAAGGCAUUGAAAGGAGCUUGAAGUUGUCGCAGAAAUUAAAAUGUAAGGAUUUGGUUUGGUUACUAUGCCUUUUAUGUUUGGACUAGUAAUUACUGCUAGUAGAAUUAAAAAGAAAGAAGAUUUUGAUUGUGAGUUUUGGAUAUUUGAACUAAGAUGAAACAAUCAAAUAGGCUGUGUUGAAUUAGCCUUGCUGGAAGCUCUAACAUGAUGUAUAUGAAAAAGGCAUAAGAUAUGGGGCCAAUGGGCAGUAUUGAUGAAAGAAAUAUAGGUGUUGUAAAGAUCUCCUGGUAGAUUGAAUAAAAAUAUCCCAAUCUUCCAUUUCUGCUCACCAACUAUUGGAAGCGUUGUGUCUAUCUCUAUUCUGCAGGGAAAUGAUAAACCACAUCCAAGAGACAAUUAAGUCGUUGCCUAACAUAAGCUUAACUUGGUUGACAUGAUUGAUGAAAUGGAAGCUUUUGCAAUAAUCUUGGAUGCAUUUCAGUGGUACAUGCUAAAACCCAGAUAUCAAAUUCAUGAAGUAAAAUGCAGAAGAAACUAGUAUAGGAAGUCAUUGAGAUUUCAAACCUUAAACAAGGAAGGGCAUUGUAACUUAAAUUAUUUUUAUAAUAACAGGGUGGAACAAACUUAGUAGUUGAAGCAGAAACUAACUAGAAGCAAUGAGUUUACAUGGGUAGCACUUGGGUCUUUCCCGACCCUUCUCAUCAGGCCAAACAAAAAGCAAGCACCGGCUUCAGGAAAACACCAUCCCUGAAAUCAACAUUGCAACUGCCCAUUUUCAUCUAUCAGCCCUUCCUACCAUUUACAUAGAAACUAAUCAAAACCCAGAUUUCUGAAAACACAAACUUUUUCCUUCUUUUUAGCUCAAGCAAACAGGCGGGGAACUUCGAACAGGAAAUUAACUAUAAAGCGGCCACUGAAGAGGUGCCCUUCAGCAGUAUUUAGAAUUAAACCUUAAAAAUGCACUACUCACGAUAACAUACAAUCGCAAACACCUGAGUAUGGCCUCAAAAUUUUCAUCGUCAUUUGCAGAAGCUGGAUAGGUUCGAACAGCACACACAAGUAUUCAUCGUGAAAACAAGCUUUCGCAUCAUUCCAAACAUGUCAAAGGAUCUUAAUCCUCAUAUUCUCUGCAACAGAUCCCCGUUUCCAUCUUUUAGCAGCCUUUGCACCAGUUUUUGAAUUACAUCAACUCGUAAAAAACUUCGUUUUCAUUAUGCACAUGCUAAAACCGGUUAAGAGUUUUAAUCAUCUUUAAUGCAGCAUUAAAUGUCAACCAAAAAUACCUAAAAACUUACGGUGAACAUGGAACAAAUAAAAAUUCAAAACAAAAAACUUGAGCAAAUCUUAAAUUUUGAGAUUUAGCACUUCUAUCUAUAACAUCACUCGGAGAGAUAUAUGUCUUUAAAAUAAAAUGAGAUAAAAAAAUAAUGCUAGGAUUAAAUUGUAAAUUUCAAAUCAAUUGGAGGACUAAACCUAAGUAUGACAAAAGAAAGAAGAAGGAAGAUAAAUUCAAAAUAUGGUUAAAUUUCCAUUUAAGCUCUGCAAAUAACAGGAAGACCUACAAAAAGCUAAUGAUUUUUACAAGAAAACCAUAUUUCCCAGAUUUUUUUUUUAUGUAUUUUAGAUUUUUGGAAACUAAGAACUGGUGAACUUUGUAACCGCCUUGGUCCCUUCUGAAACAGCAUGCUUGGCCAACUCCCCAGGUAGGACCAAUCUUACGGCAGUCUGAAUCUCACGGGAGGUAAUGGUGGGUUUCUUGUUAUAGCGUGCAAGCCUCGAAGAUUCUUGAGCCAGCUUCUCAAAGAUGUCGUUGAUGAAACUGUUCAUAAUACCCAUAGCUUUGCUGGAAAUGCCGAUAUCAGGAUGGACUUGCUUCAGCACCUUGAAGAUGUAGAUCUUGUAGGUUUCAAUGCUCUUCUUGGUUCGCUUCUUCUUCUUGUCCCCAGCUUCUUUAGGGAGCUUCUUCUCAGCUCUUGGUUUUUUCUCAGCUGGGGCCUUCUCGGCCUUUUUCUCCUCAGCUGGCUUUUUCUCGGCUGGCUUCUUCUCGGCUUUGGGUGCCAUUGGAAACAAGUUGUGAUUUCUAAAGAUUAGAGAAUGCAGUCAGUGGUGAAU
Messenger RNA from Gossypium arboreum, 3054 nucleotides. RefSeq lists its product as uncharacterized. The record is from RefSeq and is a predicted model, not a curated record. Lineage: Eukaryota; Viridiplantae; Streptophyta; Magnoliopsida; Malvales; Malvaceae. The coding region runs from base 1 to 963 and encodes 320 amino acids. The transcript has a single exon.